This is a messenger RNA of Rhodamnia argentea, 591 nucleotides long. Its product is annotated as G-type lectin S-receptor-like serine/threonine-protein kinase At4g27290. The record is from RefSeq and is a predicted model, not a curated record. The coding region runs from base 1 to 591 and encodes 196 amino acids. The transcript is spliced from 2 exons. Lineage: Eukaryota; Viridiplantae; Streptophyta; Magnoliopsida; Myrtales; Myrtaceae.
AUGAAAGAUGGAGAGACAUUGGUCUCUUCAGGCCAAAGCUUUGAGCUUGGCUUCUUCUCUCCUGGAAGCUCCAAGAAAAGGUACUUGGGGAUAUGGUACAAGAUCACUCCUGAAACAGUAGUUUGGGUGGCUAACGGAGACAACCCGCUGACCAAUUCGAGUCGUGUUCUCACAUUUGGCCAUGAGGGGAAUCUAGCUCUUCUGAACCAAUCGAAGGGUGUUGUUUGGUCUUCGAAUUCAUCUGGGGUCCUAACCAAUCCUGUUGCACAGCUCCUGGAGUCUGGAAACCUUGUUCUUUGGGAUAACAUCAGUUUGAUUCCCCGUGAUGCCUAUUCAUGGCAAAGCUUUCAUUACCCCUGCGACACGCUUUUAUCCGACGAUCAAGGGCUGCCACAAGUUGUUAUACUCAGGAACGGUUCAACAAGGACAUAUUGGAGUGGCGUGUGGAAUGGAGUCGAGUUCAGCAGUCUCUCAGUAGCUGCGAAUUCCAUCUCGAGGAAAAUGUUGGUCGACAACCAGAUGGAUGUGCAUCAUGGUGGAGGAAUUCUGUCCAACUGUCAUUAUCCGGUGACCCUCUUUGUCAAGGGUUGA